This is a messenger RNA of Xiphophorus maculatus (southern platyfish), 2023 nucleotides long. RefSeq names its product ankyrin repeat family A member 2 (gene ankra2). Gene Ontology annotation, molecular function: aspartic-type endopeptidase activity; protein binding. Lineage: Eukaryota; Metazoa; Chordata; Actinopteri; Cyprinodontiformes; Poeciliidae. Bases 191 to 1144 code for a protein of 317 amino acids. The transcript is spliced from 9 exons. Gene Ontology annotation, cellular component: nucleus. The record is from RefSeq and is a predicted model, not a curated record. Gene Ontology annotation, biological process: proteolysis; regulation of gene expression.
AUCAAAGUGCGCAUGCGCAAAUUUAUCAAAACACCGAAGCCGCAGAGAUGAUUUUAUGACGAUUUUCUAAUUUGGCGUCAUGUUGUAUUUUUUUUCGAUUUAGCUUCUCGGACGCUGGUAAAAAAUUAAGUUUCAAGUCUGAAGAACUGAACAUGUUUUAUUUCCCGAUAGCCGUGUGAAAGAUAAGAGGAUGGAUAACGUCACCGUGGCAGCUGUCGAGGGGACCGCUGUCUGCCCCCUGGUCGCUGAGGACAUGGAGGGGAUCUGCGUGAUGCCUGACCUGAGCUCCAUAAAGACCGAGCAGUCUGUGGGUCCGACCCCCGACGAGCCAAGCCCUCAAAAUGUGGCCAUGGGCAUCAAGUUCAUCCUCCCCAAUCGCUUUGACAUGAAUGUUUGCUCCAGAUUUGUGAAGUCCCUCAACGAGGAGGACAGUAAGAACAUUCAGGACCAGGUGAACUCUGACCUGGAGGUUGCUUCCGUUCUGUUUAAAGCUGAGUGCAACAUCCAAACCUCACCGUCACCAGGUAUACAAGUACGUCACGUUUACACGCCGUCCACCACCAAACAUUUCUCCCCGAUCAAACAGUCUACCACGCUGACCAACAAACACCGUGGCAACGAGGUUUCCUCCACGCCUCUUUUGGUCCACUCUUUAUCCAUUCAUCAGCUGGCAGCCCAGGGAGAAAUGGUGUUUUUGGCCAGUAGAAUUGAACAAGAGACCGUAAUCAAUCUCCAAGACGACGAAGGUUUCACCCCUCUGAUGUGGGCUGCGGCGCACGGACAAAUCGCCGUCGUCGAGUUUCUGCUGCAGAACGGGGCCGACCCAAACCUGCUGGCCAAAGGAAGGGAAAGUGCGCUGUCUCUGGCCUGCAGUAAGGGAUACACAGACAUAGUGAAGAUGCUCAUCGACUGUGGAGUGGACGUCAAUGAGUACGACUGGAAUGGAGGAGCCCCUCUGCUGUAUGCUGUCCAUGGCAACCAUGUGCGGUGUGUUGAGAUUCUGUUAGAUAGCGGCGCUGAUCCUACUGUAGAGUCGGAUUCGGGAUUCAACGCCAUGGAUAUGGCCGUGGCUAUGGGUCAUCGAAACGUUCAACAGGUGAUGGAGGCCCACCUAUUGAAGCUACUGAUGGGAAUCAGAGAGUGAACUCCUGGAGGACAGACUCCUUGUGGGACGUUGCUUGGUGCUGGACAAUCAUGUAGCAUGCCCUGGAUUACAGCCUGCGGGAAUAUUUUGAUCUCUUAAAAACGGUGUCGUAAAAUCUUAUUUAUUUAAUCUUGUGCACACGACAGCUUGUUUUCACUUCUAACCCUUUUCGAAGCAGUCAUGCUCUGCACUUUAACGUCAACGUGAUCCUCUGGAGUUGUAAACGUAAUCGGAGCACACUGAAGGACGUGGAAGCGAGUCGCAGACUACAUGCAAGUGAUGUUUUAAUUAAGCAACAACGGGUUAUUGGUUUUGUCACAUCCUAAUAUGUUUUUACACCUUUUCCACCCGUUAACCUCCUGCUGACCUUAAAGAGGUAGAGUGGACCCCGUGUGUGAUUUUCCGAUUUAUUUAUUUAUUUAUUUCUGUGGUUUCGGGAAUCGACGAGACACCCGUUGUCCGACCGUAACAUCUGCCUCGCUUUUCCCGAACGUCGACCUAGGACUGUGGGAGGAUUAAAUAACUUUAACCAUACUGAAAUGGUUUCUAAAGUUGGAAAAAAAAAAAAAAAAAAGGUUUUUCAUCAUCAUGUCUGGUCUUCACAAUAAGCACAUUUCAGAGGCACAUUGAACCGUGAGAACAUGAAGCUGGCAACAUGUCGGUGAAAUUACCUAAUCUACUUGUGUGUUUUUUAUUUUAUUUAUUUGAAUGUAUUGCGGCCAUUCUAGGGUCAGUUGUGUGUUUACGUACAGCCACGCUUAGAUGUUUUGUGAAUUUAAAAAGACCGUACACUGCAAAUCGACAGCCCUAAGUGGUAUCGUGGUGCUUCUUUUGCAGCUUUGUAUCAAAUGGCUUGUGCAUUAAAACAGUUGUAAUUUU